CCUCAUAAUGUCAAAACGGUGAUUUUAAUCACCGAAUUUGCAAUGCUGUUCCGAAUAACAUCAUCUUGUCGUUAAUAAAAAGUAGCUGUAAUUUAUUUAAUUAGGAUUUUUUAGUUGUUUAAUUUGCAAGAAUAAGUCAAUUAGUUUGAAAAUGUUUUGUUCUUUUACAUGACAUUUUAAAAAUAUUGUGAAGUUUUGUAGAUAUGAAAAUGGAAAUGUUUCUUUAAGUAUAUACUUAGAGGAAGAACACUUGUACUUAAAUAUUACAUUGAAAUGUAUUUUAUUAGUUUGAUAAACGUUAAAAAAAGCUUACAAAAUGCCAGGCUCAAAAUCCCGUAACAAAGGACAAAAGAAACAGAACUUAUGUAAAAAACCAACAAAGAAUUUGGGAGACAUCACCAUCAAUGAUUUUGCCAAUGCCUCCAGUGGUUCACAUUCAAGAUUGAAAAAAGCUGUUGCAAACGUAACUUCUGAAGUGAAGCAGAGAUUAAUUAUAACAGAAGAUUCAUUAUUAGAAAAUGAUGAUUUACCCAAAUCUAAAAAUGACCCAAAUGUCACUGAAGUUAAAAGAAAAACUGUAAAAUCCGAACAAAAAGAAAAUGACAAUUCAGUGGAAGGAAUAGAUUAUCCAGUAGAUCUUUGGUUUCUCAUUUCUGAACACAUUUCACCUGAAAUGGUUAUUAAAUUUGCUAUAAUUUGUAAAAAAUCAUAUUAUGUUACGCACACUGCUAAAUUUUGGUUUCAUUUAUUAAGAAGAUAUCAUAAAUCUGUGACUGGCUUACCACAGUAUUUGCAACCUGAACGAAUUGUACGACCAUUAGGACUUCGAGCUUAUGUUAUUCGAGCUCUUCAUUUUAGUUAUUGUAAAUUUUUAAAAGGUCCAGAUAAUCGAUCACAAUUGGAGCAAAAAGAUCCGCAUUCAUUGGUGAAACGAUUUUGUACUCUCAUGUGGCAUAAGAAAGGAGAAAAUCGAUGGUACUUCUAUUUUAAAUUGAAGGAAGUGAAGAACAGUAAAAAAAUCUCUCACAUUGAUCGUUUAAAUAAUAACAAAAAUCAAAAUUAUGAAUUAUCUCGUAGCGAUGUUAUGUUUAAUCAAGAAGAAGGUUGCAAAAUUCUCAGAGUGACUUGUUUACAGUACAGUAUGUUACAACCCGUAAUUGGUUUGACAUUGCAAACUGUAUCAAUGAAUUUAUCACCGGGAUUUGAACAUCAUCGUCUUGUACUUGGUUUUGGUUCCUUUUACGUUCCACAAACACCAACACAAAUUGUAACAUUAGUCGGUGUAGUUCAUGUUGACGUUUUUGAUUGGUGGCAAAUUCAAUAUCCAUAUCAAGAUUAUCAAAAACAUCGAGAUAUUGAAUUAACUGUCUCUAAUCAAAAUACUAAAACCCCAAUUUAUGACUCGUGGGAGCAAAUAUACUCAGGUACCUGGGAUCGAGAAUUAUUAAUUUAUGCAUGAUUUUUAAUUAUUUUUUUUAGUUAACUUUGCUCAAUGAAAACGAAGAGAAAUAAGAAAGAAAUAAGAAUUUUAAAAGAUAAAUAAAACAAGAAUGGGGAUUCUUAAUAACAGAAGUAAUAUUCAUUUUAUCAACAAAAUGUUUUAAAGAUGAAGAAUAUGUUUAUUUCUUUCGAAAAAUUAUAUUUUUUUCUCAUUGUAAAUGGAUUAAUUUAUUUUUUUGUUAAAAUGGUCAUGGUUAAUACAUUAAACAAAAACGAAAAAAAUAGAAAUUAAUUCUUAAAUUCAAUUUCAAACAAUUAUUUUUCAUAAUAAUGAGUCCUGUAAAUUUUGUUCAUACAUGUAUAAAAAUAAAUUGAUUAUUAUAAAUUAA
Messenger RNA from Leptopilina boulardi, 1829 nucleotides. RefSeq names its product transmembrane protein 183 (gene fsd). Bases 317 to 1459 code for a protein of 380 amino acids. Gene Ontology annotation, cellular component: SCF ubiquitin ligase complex. Lineage: Eukaryota; Metazoa; Arthropoda; Insecta; Hymenoptera; Figitidae. The record is from RefSeq and is a predicted model, not a curated record. Gene Ontology annotation, biological process: regulation of protein stability. The transcript is spliced from 6 exons.